AUGUUGCGCAAUACGAAACUCCUCAGCACCAGAUCCCAUCCAUUUAUACCUAUAACUACAAGAGCUGGUCAGCUGUGCCACCCAUCGGUAUCUUCCUACCAGCAUCGCUGCCUUGUGACUUCCCAAACUAUCCACAAAGAAAGACAUCUCGAGUCCGAUUUGGACCGGCAUCUACUCCGGCCUGAGCAUAACGAGAAUACCAAGUCGGGCACCGACGACGAAGCAGCUCAUCACUGGUCUUCGUACGAUCCCACUAUCACCGACCCAGACCUUGAGGUUCUCGCCUGCGAGGAAGAGUGCGAACUUGAUGGUGAACUAGAUGACCCUUUGUUCGUCAGCCCAGGCAAUAGGGAAGUCAGUCGUUUCCUUGAUCCGAUGAUCGGAGGGGCGGUGCAUGGUGCUACGAGACCGGGCCCAAGUGGGAGGGGAUGGACAAGAAAGCAUAAGGAGGUGAUCAUCAAGAAAAUCCCCGGAAGUCAGUUUGAGAAAUAUGAUCGAAUACUGCAGGAGCUGAGGAAGGCAGAUAAGCGGUGA
Aspergillus piperis CBS 112811 is the source of this 534-nucleotide messenger RNA. RefSeq lists its product as uncharacterized. Bases 1 to 534 code for a protein of 177 amino acids. Lineage: Eukaryota; Fungi; Ascomycota; Eurotiomycetes; Eurotiales; Aspergillaceae. The transcript has a single exon. The record is from RefSeq and is a predicted model, not a curated record.